This is a messenger RNA of Schistosoma curassoni, 2241 nucleotides long. The record is from the annotation of a GenBank genome assembly. NCBI's taxonomy places the organism in Eukaryota, Metazoa, Platyhelminthes, Trematoda, Strigeidida, Schistosomatidae.
AUGAAUCAGCUGCUUCGUCUUGGCAGCCUGAGGCACCUCACUGGAGCAUCCACUCCUAGGAUAUGUUACUCUACAUUUCCGCUAAUUAAUCGUGUCGGGCAGUAUUCAGCACGUCUGUUUAAAACAAGAUCUAAGUGGCAAUGGGGAUCUACAAAUGCUAAUUAUUCCAGUGACCAUCAGAGUGAUGAUCCUUCCCAAAAUAACCCAUACAAUGUGGACAUUUAUGCAUUAGCUGCGGGUGGUGCUUCAUUUGCCCUCUUGUUAAUUGCGUGGUGGUUAAUUGCUAAUGUACCCCAUAUACCUCAAGUGACUUUCGGAAUGCUUGUAUCCAUGUUGGAAAGAGGUGAAGUUCAAAGGAUACAAAUAACGUCUUCCGGUGAUGUGUACAUUCUCACUUAUCAACAUGGUCAACUGCCUUUGAUUUUGAAGUACUCAGUACCUGUAAAUGAAUUUGUAAAAAAAUUACGAUCCCUAGAGGAUACGUGGGGCAUUGAAGAACAUGACCGUAUCCCAGUCCAGAUGUCUGACUUACCUUUGAACACGUUCAUGCAAAGAUGGAAUACGAAAUUGUGUACUGGUCUUCUAUUUAUAUCUUGUGGAUUGUUCACAUUUUCAACGAGGAGAAUGUUGUCUCAAAAAAAGAACUUCGAAAAAGCAGCGAAUAGUGGUAUUAUGAGGAAGUCUAUAAAUAUCUCAAAGUAUCAUGAUGACCCUAAGCCACCGAAAACAUCGGGCUCAAGUUUUGAUUCUGAAAACGACCGAUUUUCUUUUCGUCCACCCUUCCAGUGGGAUCCUAUUACUGGUUUCAAUACAAUUAAACCUACAACAUCCACCGUAAAAUUUAAGGACGUCGCUGGUCUUCAUGCAUGUAAACAAGAAGUUAUGGAGUUUGUUUCUUAUCUAAAAAAUCCUCAAAAGUAUCAAGCGUUAGGUGCUAAGUUACCAAAGGGGGCACUUCUACUUGGUCCACCGGGAACUGGAAAAACUUUGCUUGUUAAAGCAUUGGCCAAUGAAGCGGAAGUACCUUUCUUUUCAAUGGCUGGACCACAAUUUGUAGAGGUUGUCGGUGGACUUGGUGCUCUUCGAUUACGACAGCUUUUCAAAGUAGCUCGUUCUCAUUCACCAGCUAUAAUAUUCAUAGAUGAGCUCGAUUCCCUUGGUCGACGUCGUGAUUCUGGUGAUCAGAGAGAGGGUGGUGGUGGUGUAUCUGAGAUGGAACAGACGCUGAAUCAACUACUUGUAGAAAUGGAUGGAAUGGAUACAACUGAAGGUGUUAUUGUAUUUGGAGCGACAAAUCGAGCUGACUUGUUAGAUAGAGCUCUGUUACGUGCAGGACGAUUUGACAGACAUAUUUUCAUUAAUUUACCAAAUCUAUCUGAACGUAAAGAAAUAUUUGCUGUAUACCUUGCUAAAUAUCAACUUGCUCCUGAUGUUGUACAAAAUGAACUUGUUGAACGUUUAUCAGCCUGGUGUCCCGGAAUGUCUGGAGCCGAUAUUGCACGUCUAUGCAAUGAAGCUGCUUUGUCUGCUGCUCGAAGAGAUGAUAAAGUUGUUGGUGUUACUAAAGCUGAUUUUGAAGCAGCACUUGAAAGAAUAGUAGCAGGCGCUGCAAAACAUUCAAAUCCACUUACGGUUGCUGAACGCCACAUGUCUGCUGUCCAUGAAUCUGGUAGGGCUCUUGUAGCAUGGCUUCUUUCAGAUAGUGGAGUACUACCUAUAAAAGUCUCAAUUAUACCGCGUACGGUUUCUGGUCCAGAUACUGUUGGAGAUCUGGGUUUUACUCAAUUAAUAUCAGAAGAAAAAUAUUUACUUAAUACUGAUGAUCUAGCUGAUCGUAUGUCUGUAUUACUGGGUGGUAGAGCGGCUGAGCAUGUUGUAUACAAUGCAAUUUCAGAUGUUUCGCAAAAAUACCUUCAGGAAGCUAAUAAAUUAGCAAUGAAGCAAGUACGUAAGUUUGGAAUGUCUAAGAAUAUUGGAAACCUCAGCUUUGACGAGGAGUCAUCCAGUGGACUGUCCUCUCUGAAACCGUUCUGUCAAAAAACGGAAGCCAUCAUGGAAAUAGAAGCCAAUCAACUUUUAUCUUCAGCAUUUUCGCGUUCUGUAAAAAUGUUGGAAGAAAAUAAGGACAACCUGUUAGCACUUAUUGAUGCUCUUUUAAAGAACGAAGUUCUCAGUUACGAUGACCUGACGAAAAUUUUAGGUGAUAACAAACGUUCAACAAAAAUUAAACCUCGUUUAUAA